UCCCAGCCAAGUGCCUGUUGGUAGGAAUCCGCUUGGCCUCGGGUCUGAGGGGGCUUGGAGGUGGCUGUGGCUGCGACUGAAGCAGGCAUCCAGGAGAGUCCACAGGAAAGAAGGCGCCAUGGACGAUCAGGGCUGUCCCCGGUGUAAGACCACCAAAUACCGGAACCCUUCGUUGAAGCUGAUGGUGAAUGUGUGCGGACACACUCUGUGUGAAAGUUGCGUGGACUUACUCUUUGUGAGAGGAGCUGGAAACUGUCCUGAGUGUGGCACUCCACUUAGAAAGAGCAACUUCAGGGUACAACUCUUUGAAGAUCCUACUGUUGACAAGGAAGUUGAGAUUCGGAAAAAAGUGCUAAAGAUAUACAAUAAAAGGGAAGAAGACUUUCCUAGUCUAAGAGAAUAUAAUGAUUUCCUGGAAGAAGUGGAAGAAAUUGUUUUCAACUUGACCAACAAUGUGGAUUUGGACAACACCAAAAAGAAAAUGGAGAUAUACCAAAAGGAAAACAAAGAUGUCAUUCAGAAAAAUAAGUUAAAGCUGACUCGGGAACAGGAGGAAUUGGAAGAAGCUUUAGAGGUAGAACGACAGGAAAAUGAACAAAGAAGACUAUUUAUACAAAAAGAAGAACAACUGCAGCAGAUUCUAAAAAGGAAGAAUAAGCAGGCUUUUUUAGAUGAACUGGAGAGUUCUGAUCUCCCCGUUGCUCUACUUUUGGCUCAGCAUAAAGAUAGAUCUACCCAACUGGAAAUGCAACUUGAGAAACCUAAACCUACAAAACCAGUGACAUUUUCCACAGGCAUCAAAAUGGGUCAACAUAUUACAUUACCACCCAUUCAGAAGCUUGAAGAAGCUCUAUAUGAAUAUCAACCACUGCAAAUAGAGACUUGUGGGCCACAAGUUCCUGAGCUUGAAAUGCUAGGAAGACUUGGUUUCUUGCUGCUGAUAGUCGCUCUCCUGGCUUCUUACUCAGUUCAUCUCCUGCUUAGUUUGUGUAUUCAGACAGCUGUGACAUCUUAUGAAGAUCUUGGACUCUUUGCAUUUGGAUUACCUGGAAAGAUGGUGGUAGCAGGCACCAUAAUAAUUCAAAAUAUUGGAGCUAUGUCAUCUUAUCUUUUAAUUAUUAAAACAGAGCUUCCUGCUGCUAUUUCAGAAUUUUUGUCUGGAGACCAUAGUGGGUCUUGGUAUCUUGAUGGAGAAACACUGCUAAUAAUCAUCUGUGUUGCCAUUGUGUUCCCUCUUGCACUUCUUCCUAAAAUAGUUUAUCUUCUUACUGUGUUCUGCCUUCAACUUGAGCAAGGACUCCCUGUUACCCUUUGUUGUCAGAUAAUAAUCAAAAAAUGGUCCAUCCCUUGUCCUCUGACAUUAAAUUCUGUAGAGCAAUACUUCCAGAUUUCAAAUGCUACAGAUGCUUGUAAACCAAAGCUCUUUCAUUUCUCCAAAGAGAGUGCUUAUGCCAUACCAACCAUGGCUUUUUCAUUUCUCUGCCACACCUCAAUAUUGCCCAUAUACUGUGAACUUCAAAGACCUUCUAAGAAAAGGAUGCAGAAUGUAACCAAUACAGCAAUUGCUUUAAGUUUUCUCAUUUAUUUUAUAUCUGCACUCUUUGGGUACCUCACUUUUUAUGACAGUGUGGCGUCAGAAUUACUACAAGGUUAUAGUAAAUACUUGCCACAUGAUGUUGUCGUCAUGACUGUGAAGUUAUGCAUACUAUUUGCUGUGCUUUUGACAGUCCCUCUAAUCCACUUCCCUGCAAGGAAAGCUUUAAUGAUGAUGUUUUUCUCCAAUUUUCCAUUCUCAUGGAUUCGCCAUUCUUUGAUCACUAUAGCUCUCAAUAUUAUCAUUGUUUUACUUGCAAUAUAUGUUCCUGACAUUAGGAAUGUACUUGGUGUAGUUGGUUCCAGUACAUCAACAUGUUUGAUUUUUGUGUUCCCGGGACUGUUUUAUCUUAAACUGAGCAGAGAGGAUUUUCUCUCAUGGAAAAAGUUGGGGGCGUUUGUUUUGCUCAUCUUUGGUAUUUUGGUUGGUAAUUUUAGUUUAGCACUCAUUAUUUUUAAUUGGAUUAAUAAGUGAAAGAAAUCCUUUCCCACGUCUUUUGCUGAAUGAUUUACCUCCAGAUGCAAAAAGGAAUUAUUCUGGAAGGCACCUUGGAUGAUCCUCUUUAUAUGGCCUAACAUUUUUGCAAACAUUGACAGAAAAGCAGAACAAAACAGGAGUCGGUAGGGGAAAGUAGACAUAGCAGUUUUAAUCAAAAUAAGAAACUCAGAAUGCCCUUAAAUAUGUUGAGCAUCUUUUGUUUGUGGUUUUUUUUUAAUUAACGGACUUUAUUUUUUAGGGUAGUUUUAACGUUUACAGAAAUAAUUGAACAGAAAGUACAGAGAGCUCUCAUAUAUUCCCUCACUCCAGCACACCCGUAGUGUCCCACAUUACUAACAUCUUGCAUUAGUGAAGUACAUUUGUUAUACUUGAUGAGCCAACUUUGAUACAUUACUAUUAACUGAAGUACAUAGUUUACAGUAGGGUUCACUUUUGAUGCAACCACUGAUCUUUUUACUGUCUCCAUAAACACCAUGAGCAUUCCCCAUGAGCCUUUUCUAAAAUGUCAUUUGGUGGAAUCAUAUAGUAUCUAACCUUUCGGGCUGGCUUCUUUCACUUAGCAAUGUGUGUUUAAGUUUCCUCCGUGUCUUUUCAUAGCUUGAUAGCUCUUUUUUUUUAAUCACUGACAAUAUUCCAUUGUAUGGAUGUACCACAGUUUGUUUUUCCAUUCACCUGUUGAAUGACCUCUUGUUUGCUUCCAAAUUUUGGCAUUUGUGAAUAAAGUUGCUACAAACAUUUGUAUGCAGACUUUUGUGUGGACAGAAAUUUUCAGCUUAUUUGGGUUAAUACCAAAGACUAUUUUUUAGCAAUUGCUGCAUGGUAUGGUAGAAUAUUUAGUCUUAUAAGAAACUGCCCAGCUGCCUUCCAAAGUGGCUGUAACAUUUUGCAGUCCUGCCAGCAGUGUGUGAGAGUUCCUGUUGUUCCACAUCCUUGCCGACAUUGGGUGUUGUCAGUGUUUGGGAUUUUCACCAUUCUAAUGGGUGUGCAGUUGUAUCUCAUUGUUGUUUUAAUUUGUAUUUCCCUAUUGACAUAUGAUGUUGAGCAUCUUUUCACAUGUUUAUUUGCCAUCUGUAUAUUUCCUUUGAUGAGGUUCAGAUUUUUAAAAUUGGGCUGUUUUUACAUUGUUGAGUUUUAAGCAUUCUUUAUAUAUUUUAGACACCAGUCCUUUAUCAGAUAUGUGUUUCACAAAGAUUUUCUCCCAGUCUGUGAGUUGCCUUUUCAUUCUCUUAACAACAUCUUUCACAGAGAAGUUUUUAAUGUUAUUAAAUAUAUUGAGACAAUUUUUUGUUUUUAAAGAAAUCAGUAUAUUGUUUAUAUACAAAAUUGAAUUUUAGUUCGUAGGUUAAUGUCAACAUCAGUCACCAAUAACAAAACUGUUGGAUUAUUUCACUUGGUAUUUUGCCCUGACUCCAAAUCCUAAGAAACUUCUGUGAUUUUCCUCUGUCGUGCAGUAUGAGAUAGAGCUGUGAUGACUGGCUGUGGAUUUGAAAGUUCUCUGAGCUUUCUCAUUUGUCACUAAAACAUGUGACUUUCUACUUGGCGAACAGAGACAAAUAUUGAUGAUUUAUAUCAUACUUUGUUUGGAGGUUAUAGAUCGUUCCAGUCUUCGCAUUGAUGUGGCUUAUUCCUGGUUGGAAACCAGGAGCUAGGUGCCUCCCUCCCCUACUGCCCCAGGGAGUAUUCUUGUAAAGGGCACCUUGUUAGCAGCCUACCAAAGCCAGGGUGUAUCAGUAAAAAUGUAAUCCUACCCCUGCACACAUGUAAAGUAGAGAAUUACAUGCAAAGUGCCAAUUUGCGUGUAUGGAAAUGUACACUUUUGCUGGUGCCCCCUUGCUUCCCACUUAGGAAAUGGGCUGAAAAAUUGACAACUGAGUUAAGUUUCCUCUUUGGCAACUUGAGAUCAGCAUAGUGUAAUGGAAAAGGUCCAGGUUUGGGGGUUAGAAAGACUUAGAUGAAAAUCUCAGUGAAUUUAGGCAAACCACUUAACCUCUCUAAACCUCUACUUUCACAUAGGUAUUAAAUGGAGUUAAUACCAAUUAUACAGGGUUGUGUUGAGAGGAUUAAAUGACCUUGCAUAAAUUAGGUGCAGACCAAAAUAGGCGCUCUUAAUAAAUUAGAUGUUUAUCCCCUUUUUUUCCCCCAUCCUUUCAUCUAGACCUGUAAAAUGAAGUUGCUUUCAGACGAGGACAUGGAAUUUCUUCAUCUUCCAUCUUGCACAACUAAUAUGUUUAGAAUCGUUUUCUAGCCUUCGCUCACAGGAGAACUGGCCCCAUGUGCAUUCUUUUUAAUGCUUUCCCACAUUUCUAUGGGAAAUUAUAGAUGCAAAUACAAAUAGGUGUUCAGCUGCUAAAAUAAAUCUAACUCUCCUAAUACCAAAAUAGCCCUAAAUCUGCAACAGAUGCAAGGAUGCCUCCUGGGGCAGAUGUUAAGUGUGAUGACAGGUGGGCAUCAAUUAAUACAUUUGUCACCUGCUCGUGGGAUGGGAUCAUGGGAGGUUUGGCAAACCUAUUGAACGCUGCAUGAAACUUAGUUAAUAUCAAAAGAAAUUAUUUGGAGAGGU
Molecule: messenger RNA, 4652 nt
Organism: Globicephala melas (long-finned pilot whale)
Lineage: Eukaryota; Metazoa; Chordata; Mammalia; Artiodactyla; Delphinidae
Source: RefSeq, a predicted model, not a curated record